UCUAAUUAAUGUAAUAUAUAAGGUUAAGUUUACUUGUGUGUGCACUCUUAAUUUCAUUAGAAUGUUUUAUUGUAAAAUAAGAUUUUUAUCCAGUAACUUAAAGAUAUGUACAUGUAUGCAAAAACGCCUCAAAAGUAAUAUUUCUACAACCGAUAUUACUGAAACAAAAAAUAUAAAUUUAGAAGCUAAACGAAAAGAAAUUAUGUCACGUGGUCUACCUAAGAAAAAACCUAUCAAAGGUGUAAAGCAAAUUCUAAUUGUUUCAUCUGGGAAAGGUGGUGUUGGUAAAUCAACAACUUCCGUAAACUUGGCAACAGCAUUAAAAGUUAUAGACCCUAAAAAAUCAAUUGGCUUAUUGGAUGCAGAUGUUUUUGGACCUUCUAUACCAUUAAUGAUGAAUUUAAAACAGUCACCUUUGUUGAAUAAAAAUAAUCUUAUGGAACCAUUAAUUAAUUAUGGUAUAAAAUGUAUGUCCAUGGGAUUUUUGAUCGAUGAAAAAUCUCCAGUUGUUUGGAGAGGUCUUAUGGUAAUGAAUGCCCUAGAUAAAUUAUUGCGCCAAGUCGCAUGGGCUCCUUUAGAUUGUCUAAUUAUAGACACACCACCUGGGACUGGAGAUACACAUUUAUCAUUAAUUCAAAAUAUUUUUAUCACUGGUGCAUUAUUAGUUACUACACCACAAAGAGCAGCUUUAGAUGUAACAAGGCGAGGUGCUAAAAUGUUUGAAAAAUUAAAUGUGCCCAUUUCUGGUAUUGUUGAAAAUAUGAGCUCCAUUUCUUGCCCGAAAUGUAUGACCAAAAUAUCUAUUUUUGGUGAUAAUACAGAAGCAUUAGCGCAUGAGCUUGGUGUAAAAAUAUUCCAAAAAAUUCCUUUACAUGAAGAUAUUAUGAAUAGUUGUGAUAUUGGAAAACCAAUAGUAUUAUCUGCUCCGAACAGUGUUCAAGCAGAAUCUUAUAAAAAGUUGGCAGAACAUCUUAUAAAAUUUUUAAAGGAACAACCACUUAUUGAAGAAUGA
Messenger RNA from Vespa crabro (European hornet), 1012 nucleotides. It is a transcript of the gene Nubpl, whose product is annotated as iron-sulfur protein NUBPL. The record is from RefSeq and is a predicted model, not a curated record. The coding region runs from base 62 to 1012 and encodes 316 amino acids. Gene Ontology annotation, molecular function: ATP binding; 4 iron, 4 sulfur cluster binding; ATP-dependent FeS chaperone activity. Lineage: Eukaryota; Metazoa; Arthropoda; Insecta; Hymenoptera; Vespidae. The transcript has 4 exons. Gene Ontology annotation, biological process: iron-sulfur cluster assembly; mitochondrial respiratory chain complex I assembly. Gene Ontology annotation, cellular component: mitochondrion.